AUGGUUCAAUUCUCCGAAGAGACCAAGGAACGUGUUUCCAAGGUCAUUGAUGUCUCUCGCGUUGCGAUUCACUACGGCUACUUGCCUCUUAUUAUCUACCUGGGUACGUGUCGCUAUCAUUGUUUAGGGGACGCAACUAAUCUCAAGGAAACAGGCUACUCUUACAGCGAACCCAAGCCGUCUCUGUUCAAGUAUGUUCUGCGUUGUUCUCGCCCUUGGCUUAAACUCACAAGCCCGGAUCUCGACAGGAGGGUCUCUAGACAGGACCUCAUACCUCCCAAGAGAGCUUGUAGCCCUCGGCCUUCACAUACUACUACGUUACCUCCUAUCUCAUCCUUCGAGCUUGCAGGGUUCAUGACGGGCCAAGAUGGCUUGUCGUCAUCCUUUGUGGAGACCGUAGCGGGUUUCACUGCAGGGGUGGUCUCAACGCUCUGCCUCCAUCCACUUGAUCUGGUAAAGACCAGACUCCAGGGUAUAAUUCGCGUUCUUCAACCCGUUUUCUUUCUUUCAUCUAACAUUCCUGGAUUGUAUGAAGGCGGCUUUGCCGCCUUCUACCGUGGACUAGCUCCGAACCUCAUUGGUAAUUCCACAAGCUGGGCUUUGUAUUUCCUCUUUUAUGGUAGCCUUAAGAAUGGCAUAUCCAUAUACCGAGGCAACUCUUGGGCGCUCACGUCCUUUGAUUACUUUUUGGCUUCGGGCACAGCUGGUGCCCUGACAUCUCUCCUGACGAACCCAAUCUGGGUCAUUAAAACCCGCAUGCUUUCAACAGGCUCCCAAUCUCCCGGUGCCUAUGCUUCCUUCACAUCUGGUAUAAGGCAUAUUUACCGUACCGAGGGCGUACCAGGUUUCUAUCGCGGCCUUGUGCCUGCAUUAUUUGGGGUCAGCCAUGGCGCUCUUCAAUUCAUGGCUUAUGACCGAUUGAAAGUUCUACGGUCUCAUCCGCUCCAUAAUUUUUCUCCUCUAAGCGAGGACCAUGAGAACAAGGCACGGAAACUCGAUAACGUGGACUUCCUUGCCCUAUCUAGCCUCUCGAAGCUCUUUGCUGGAUGUGCCACAUAUCCAUAUCAGGUGAUAAGGUCCCGGUUACAAACCUAUGAAGCCCACCUUCUAUAUCGUGGUGCUACCGAUGCUAUUAUGCAGGUCUGGGCUCGUGAAGGAAUAUCUGGCUUCUAUAAAGGUCUAGGCCCUAAUCUCCUACGUGUUUUACCAAGCACUUGGGUGACCUUUCUGGUGUAUGAGAAUAUGAAGAUUUUGAUACCAAAUUUAGUCGCAAAAAAUUAG
Messenger RNA from Penicillium longicatenatum, 1281 nucleotides. RefSeq lists its product as uncharacterized. Gene Ontology annotation, molecular function: FAD transmembrane transporter activity; folic acid transmembrane transporter activity. Lineage: Eukaryota; Fungi; Ascomycota; Eurotiomycetes; Eurotiales; Aspergillaceae. Gene Ontology annotation, cellular component: mitochondrial outer membrane translocase complex; mitochondrion. Gene Ontology annotation, biological process: protein import into mitochondrial matrix; nucleotide transport; folate import into mitochondrion. The transcript is spliced from 7 exons. The coding region runs from base 1 to 1281 and encodes 426 amino acids. The record is from RefSeq and is a predicted model, not a curated record.